AUGAUUUACUCUAUCUGGAAUGUCAGGGGCCUGAAUGACCAUGGCAAAGUUGCCUCUGUAAAGAGGUUGCUUCAUUCUCAUUCAGUUGAUGUUAUUGGCCUUCUUGAAACAAAAGUCAAAUCAAAAAAUGUUUUCACUUACCAAAAGAAGUUUGGCUCUUCUUGGCUUUGGGUGUGCAAUUAUGAUCAUUCUCCUAAAGGAAGGAUUUGGCUUGGUUGGAAUGCAGAUAGAGUAACUGUCAAUGUCUUAAAGAUUCAUGAGCAGUUUAUACAUUGUAGUGUCCUUUUUAAGGAUCUUUCUACUCAAAUUCAUCUCACUGUUAUCUAUGGGCUUCAUUCUAUUCAUGAUAGGCUUCCUAUGUGGGAAGGGAUUAGGAACAUCUCUAUUCAGCAUUCUCCAUGGCUCUGUGUAGGUGAUUUUAACUCUGUUCUUCAUACUUCAGACAGGCUUCAUGGUACUAAUGUCACUGAUUAUGAGACUAGAGAUUUCCAGAGUUUUGUUGAUGAUUUGGACCUCACUGAGGUCAAGAGCAAAGAAACUUUUUACCCUUGGUCAAAUAAGGCUCACACUGGUCCUAGAACUCUUUCUAGGAUUGAUAGAGUCUUUGCUGGGAAAGGUAGACCUUUCAGGUUUCUAAACUGUAUUGCUGAUCAUCCUGAUUUCCUUGAUACUGUUUCUCAGGCUUGGUGUUCUGGUGGUUCUGUCUGGCAGAAGCUUAAUUCUGUGAAGUCUAGUAUCAAGUCUCUUAAUAGCAAGCAGUUUGGCUACAUUGUUGAGAAGAUUGAUCAAGCUAAUGUUGUCAAACACUGGAAUGAUAUUCAAGAAAGCAUCUUCAAACAAAAGUCUAGGAUCAACUGCAUUAAGCUUGGAGAUGGCAAUUCCCAUUAUUUUUUCUCUGUGAUGAAGAAUAGAAAAGCAAGGAACAGAAUUGACUCCAUCUUUGACUCUAACCAGGUUUUGCUUAAGGAUUCGGAUGCUAUUUCUCAUGAGAUUAUCUCUUUCUAUAAGUCUCUUUUAGGGACUCAGGCUCCUUGGCUUCCUGUUGUUGAUCUUGUUACUAUGAGGAGAGGUAAACAGCUUAGCUCUGUUUCUCAGAGCUAUCUCAUUCAGCCUGUUUCUCAUGCUGAAAUUGAUGCUGCUCUUAAGGGAAUUGAUAGCACUAAAGCUCCUGGUAUUGAUGGCUUUAACUCCUUUUUCUUUAAUAGAGCUUGGCAUAGUGUGAAAGAUGUUAUUUAUGCUAGUGUUAUUGAUUUCUUUACUAAAGGGAACUUGCCUAAGCAAUGGAAUUGCACAACUAUCACUCUUGUUUCUAAAAUCCCUAAUGCUUCCCAUGUUAAGGAUUUUAGACCUAUAGCUUGUUGCACUGUGGUUUAUAAGCUCAUUUCUAAGGUCAUAACUGCUAGACUUGCUGCUAUCACUGGUGAGGUCAUUGAUGAUGCUUAA
Molecule: messenger RNA, 1443 nt
Organism: Chenopodium quinoa (quinoa)
Lineage: Eukaryota; Viridiplantae; Streptophyta; Magnoliopsida; Caryophyllales; Amaranthaceae
Exons: 3
Coding region: 1-1443 (480 amino acids)
Molecular function (GO): catalytic activity
Source: RefSeq, a predicted model, not a curated record